AAGGAUAAGUCCAGACGCAACGAAAAACAAAAGCUCACCUAAAAGAGAGUAGACAAGCUUAUAGCGUUCACUAGCGAGAAAAAAAAGUCGAAAAAUAAUGAAUAUAAAAAGUGGGCGUAUCCUGACUUAGGAAAUGAUGAAGACACUUAAGCGUGCCGGGGCGGCCUCGGAUCAGGUGAAUCAUGCUGAUGAGCUCCUCUCAGAAGGAAUUCGUCAACGAGGCGCAGCUGAUUCGAGGCAUGCCCCUGGUGCGAAGCAGAUGGGACGGAGACCCGACUUUCUAGGCGCAGGCCCUCAGGCACCGUCUCCUGCCUAGGCUUGGCGGAAGGCGGAGAAGAUGACCUUUCUUCCUCAGCGUCCUCGGAUUCGAGCGAGAAUAGAACAAGAGAGGAAGGCUGACAUUAGCGGAGAGAAAGGAGGCAGGUUUGUGGACCCCGCCUGAAGAGGCGGCAGCUGCGUGCUGCGUAUCCCAGCAGCAACUCGAUCACUGGACUGCUAUAGCUAAGGAGCAGAAGCGUCCCUAUGGGUGGGCUACGUACAUGGCCGCGAGACUCGACACAGUCAUGCCUCUCGCAGAUCAUCGCGCAGGUAAAGGCCGGUGGCUACGACAGACAGAACCAGGCUUACACUCGUACAGUUGGACUGCAUAUAGGAAGCUGUUCUGCUUCUGUGCAGCAGGAGGCUAUAGUGCUUGGACCUCGGAGAAUAGAAAGAAGUGCAAGUACCUCAGUAAAAACGAAGGGCUAGCUUCUGAACAAGCGGCUCGCGCAGUUGUGCCUGGGUUUGACGACUUGACGGAGAAGGACAAGAACAAGAAGAGAAAAGAAGUAGAGGAGGCCUACAAGUUUAGUGCAGUUAGUGUUAUUCUGGCUAGUGCUAGUGUGAAAUGAAAAGUAAAAAUGAACGAGAGAGCCGGCGAGGCCUAUAGAUCCCCUGAAAAGGUAGCCUCCCCUGUUAAC
Messenger RNA from Amoebophrya sp. A25, 959 nucleotides. The record is from the annotation of a GenBank genome assembly. NCBI's taxonomy places the organism in Eukaryota, Dinophyceae, Syndiniales, Amoebophryaceae.